GCUGGGCCAUAGGUAGGCUAGUCUCGCGGCUACUUCGCCCGCGAACAGUCGCGGACACGUGACCGUGACAAAUUCGUCGGUGUUAAGUUAGAAAUACAUUAUUAAUCCUAAGUUACACAACAAUCCACCGCUAUGGAUCCCGAAGCCUUCUUAGACCUGGCCAACCAGGUCAUAAAGCUGAAAAUGUACCCGUACUUCGAUAUAGCGCAUUCAUUAUUAUGCGCUCUAGCGGUGCGGGAAGAUUUGGGGACUGGUGCACAAGCAUUCUCCAGGAAACACCCGCUAGCAUGUUGGCUGUCGACGAUGCUGGUGAUAUUCGCGGGCGGUAUGGUGGUCAACGGUUUGCUGGGUGAACCUAUUCUAGCGCCGUUGAAGAACACACCGCAACUAGUCAUAGGAACAGUCACCUGGUAUGUAGUAUUCUACACGCCUUUCGACGUAGGGUACAAGGUCGCCAAGUUUCUACCAGUGAAAGUAGUGGCGGCAGCUAUGAAAGAGAUAUACCGCGCCAAGAAAGUGUACGAUGGAGUCACGCACGCUGGCAAGCUGUACCCCAACGCAUACGUCAUCAUGAUUAUCGUGGGUACGCUGAAAGGUAACGGCGCUGGGUUCACCAAAUUGCUGGAGCGACUCAUCCGAGGAGCAUGGACACCUACAGCCAUGGAAACCAUGCAGCCCAGUUUCUACACGAAGGCUUCGCUGGUGGCCUCGGUGAUCUUCGUGCUGGACAAGAAGACUGAUAUCAUCUCCGCCCCUCACGCACUUGUCUACUUCGGCAUAGUCAUCUUCUUCGUUUACUUCAAGUUAUCUUCAAUCCUGCUCGGCAUACACGACCCGUUCGUGCCAUUUGAGAAUCUUUUCUGCGCGCUGUUCAUGGGCGGCAUCUGGGACUCACUGGCCAAACUGCUGGGCAAGGGCCAGCCCAAGGAAGAGUCCAAGGAUGCCAAGAAAACUAACUAGUUUUUUUACGUCGCAGAGACUCGUGAUUUCAUUUACCAACUGACACCGACAACACCAACUGCGACGUCAUCCUUGGAAGAAAAAAAAUAUAAAUUAUAUAAAAAAAUAGAAAAACCCUGAUAAAUCUUUAAAAAAAUGGCACAACGACCAAAGUUUGGAUUUAAGUUAUAAGUUUGACUAGUCAUAAAUGUUAGUAUUAUACGUAUACGGUGAUUGUUUCUAUAUGUAUUUGUGUGGUUUUAAUGUUUCUGUUACGGGCACAGUGGUUAAUAGAAAAUGAAUAAUGCCUGGGCAAUAUGAUAAAAGCACUGAAAUAUAACAUUAUUGUUUUUUGACAUUAUUCAUAAUGUCUGAGUAUUAUUCAUAAUUCCGCGAUUAAUCACUGUGAUUUGGGGUUAUCAUUUUACAUAGCACAAAGCUUGGUUUUUUCCUAUUUAUUUAAGCAUGUUGUAUUAUUAGGAUAGAAAACAAGUGCAAUUAAUUUAAAAAUUGUACUAAUAUUUUGUUAUACGGUAGCACAACUAAAUAACAUUAUAAGUAUUAAUGUUGCCAAACUACUUAGUUAUUUUUUUAAAUGUUGACAUAGUAAAAUUAUUAUUAGAUAUUAAUUUGAUUUUAAAGCUGUGACAUUAUUAUUGACCUAUUACCUACGCACAUAAUAGUAGUAGAUAUAUUGUAUGGAGACGAUUUGUCUAGUAUUCCUAUUAUAAUUUCAUAUAACUUAAGUAUUACUUACUUAAUUUAUUUUAUUUAGGUAAAGAAAAAUAAUUACUUACCUAUCCUAUUUAUUAUGCAGCGUGUUACAUAUCUAUGGGAAAGUGUGAAAAUAAAAAUAUUCGAGCGUUGUAACUUUUAGUUAAGAUUUCGAAACGAAUUACGAAUCAUCCGACUUCCUUUAUAAAUAUUAUAUUCCUUUAUAAUAGACGCAAUGUAAGUAUAAAAUAUAAACUUUAACUGACGAAUAAAUUUGACAUUUUGACAGAAUGCUAAUAGAGAAACUGUCAAAACGUAACAUUUGUUCCUCAGCUAUUGGUGAUUGAAAAAUUACAUACCUUCAUGAUAAACUGACUUUUAAUCAUUCUCUUAAUUGUUUAACAAUGGACAAUAAAAAAAAACUAGGUUCAUAAUAUGAACCUUUGGACAUUGGUACCUAGCUACAUUAAUUUUGAACUUCAUAUUUCAUGAAAAAUCUGACUGAAUCGCAUGGGUGCAAGCGGUGAGGUUCAUUUAUUUCGUGAAAAAAAAAAAUAGCCAAGCCCUUUUUUAGCCAUGACUGUAAAAACUGUUUGGUACCUAUAUUGUAAAGGAAGGAAUAAAUUGUUUUAUUGGUU
This is a messenger RNA of Maniola jurtina (meadow brown), 2291 nucleotides long. RefSeq names its product trimeric intracellular cation channel type 1B.1. Gene Ontology annotation, cellular component: membrane. Bases 133 to 960 code for a protein of 275 amino acids. The transcript is spliced from 7 exons. Lineage: Eukaryota; Metazoa; Arthropoda; Insecta; Lepidoptera; Nymphalidae. Gene Ontology annotation, biological process: potassium ion transmembrane transport. Gene Ontology annotation, molecular function: identical protein binding; potassium channel activity. The record is from RefSeq and is a predicted model, not a curated record.